Molecule: messenger RNA, 885 nt
Organism: Amborella trichopoda
Lineage: Eukaryota; Viridiplantae; Streptophyta; Magnoliopsida; Amborellales; Amborellaceae
Source: RefSeq, a predicted model, not a curated record
AUGGGUUGGGAUUUGCUCCUCGCUUCUGCCCUUGCUCUCUCACUAUGGAGCCUGGUCCUAAACGAAGCAACUGCCGGGAGUAGGGAAUACGAUGGUGGUAAAUUAUUUCCGGGCAAAUUGUCAGUCUCAGGCUGCAAUUUAUAUGAAGGCACAUGGGUCUAUGAUGGGUCCUAUCCUCUAUAUGACUCUUCUAAAUGAGCCUUCAUCGAUCCGGAAUUCGACUGUGUGAAGAAUGGUCGGCCUGAUAAGCUCUAUCUCGAGUAUAGAUGCCAACCCAGUGCUUGUGAUUUACCGAGAUUCAAUGCUCUUGACUUCCUAUCGAAGAUGAAAGGAAAAGCAAUUAUGUUCGUCGGAGACUCGCUAGGCGCGAACCAAUGGCAGUCACUGCUAUGCAUGAUUCAGACUGAAAUGCCGAAUGCCAAAACCAGCAAGGUGGCAAAGGGUUCAUUAUAUUCUUGUCUGUUCACGGACUAUAGAGUGAAUGUUUCAUAUUAUCGAUCUCCUUAUCUCGUGGACAUAAUACAAGAGCCAACGGGCAAAGCUCUAAGACUUGGUUCGAUCAAUGAUUGGAAACUAUGUGCAAAAGGAUGGGACGACACGCAGAGUGGCGAUUGUUAUGGACAAAAGGAACCAAUUAGUGGAUCAACAUACCCAGGAGGACCCAUGCCACAGAUGGAGGUGUUGGAGAGAGUGAUAAAAGGUAUGACGAGACCAGCAAAUCUACUCAACACAUCUCUGCUCUCCCAGCUUAGGAAGGAUGCCCACCCUUCAAUUUACACCUCUCCUAAGGGCAAAGAUUGCAGCCAUUGGUUUCUGGCCGGCCUGCCCGAUACAUGGAAUCAACACUUCUCUAUUCUUUUAAUAUCAUCCUUAGCAUUGGAUUAG